This is a messenger RNA of Trichomycterus rosablanca, 2570 nucleotides long. It is a transcript of the gene m1ap, whose product is annotated as meiosis 1 associated protein. Bases 106 to 1761 code for a protein of 551 amino acids. Gene Ontology annotation, biological process: spermatogenesis; male meiosis chromosome separation; meiosis I. The record is from RefSeq and is a predicted model, not a curated record. NCBI's taxonomy places the organism in Eukaryota, Metazoa, Chordata, Actinopteri, Siluriformes, Trichomycteridae. The transcript is spliced from 11 exons.
CUGUGUCUCGUGCAGAUCUCACAGUACAAGAAAAGCGUAAUCUUGACGGUCUCCUCGUUUAUCGUCCCCUCACUGAAGCCAACCUGUCACAUAACCAAGAGAAGCAUGAGUGGCAGGAACCGGUCCUGUGCUUCGGCCAACCAGGUGUGCCGUGCCUCUUCCUUCUCCAAGCAGCCACCCCGUGUGCUGAUUAUUGACGCAUCGCCACCCUGGUGGUCAGAGACACGUUCUGUUCUGUGUGAAGCACUCGAGAACUUUUUCUGUCUGUCAAGCAGUCUGGAGGGACCCAGUCGAGUGCCUCUGCUCAGUCUCUAUGCAGUCGACAUCCAACAGGAGUGCCUUCUGCCUUUUGUGCAGGUGAAGGGUAAUUUAGUGCGUUUGCACUCUUGUGUGGAGGAGCUGCGCUCGUUGCCUAUAGAAGGAUGUACUCGGCCACGGUCUGAGCUCCUUAAGCAGGCCGUGCUGGACAGCCUGCAACAGUACAAACAAUACACAUGCCAUGCCACACUAGGGAGGAACAUCACGGGCAGCUCUGUAGAGGUGACUAUACUGAGCGGUGAGCCGGGGCGGACUGUGCUCAGACAGCUGGAACAGGGCCUAAAGGGCUCAGACCUGGUAAGUCUGCGCCGGCUGGCGGUGGUGCACAUUGCUGUGGAGCAGAACCUUUUAGACAGAGAGCCAGGCUGGAGCCCAGAGUGCUGCUCUGCAGAUGCUACGGAGCAGCCAGAUGAGGAUCUGAUGUUAGUUGCAGAGAUGGACUUGCAGUUAGUGGAGAACAGCGUGCUUGCUGUGGAGAAUGUCCUAAAGACAUGGUUGCAUGACCAAUCAGGAGAAAGAGAGCACCUACAGCUGCUCUUACCUGCAUCUGUACAAGCACAUGGCCUAAAACCAAACCCUGCUCAGAAAGUCAACCCUGUCUGUAUAAAGUGUGACAUGCUUGAAAGACUUGUGAGCCCUGCGCUUCUUCCUGGAACCCCUGACCUAGGAGCCAAAACUGAGAGUUUACGAGACUUCCUGCCAUCCAACCAGAACCUGUCUACUCGGAGUCCCCCACCACCACAACUACGAGUCAUCAAAGUUUUGCGUGCAGAAGGAGUGUGUCAGUCUGUUCUGUACGGCCUUCCAUUGAUUAUCAGACCUACAUCUUGCUGGCAGCUGGACUGGGAAGAGAUAGAGAGCAACCAACAGACUUUCCACGCUCUCUGCCACACGCUCAAAGGCCGUGAUUGGUUCCUCUUGGUGCGUUUAGAGCCUGAGUUUAGUUCUGGGCCUGGUGUAUUCUCCUACUAUGUGCUCCAGUCAUCAGCAUCUUUUUCUCUUUUACUCAAACCUAUACUCACACGGGAAUUAAUGCUACCCUGCAGUCUGUCCAUCUCACAUGAAGACCCACCGGCCAACACACUCUCUAUGGUGGAGAUGUGCCUGGAGCAGCUGGAAGAGGAUUUAGUGUUUAACCCUCUGUGUCUUAGCUGCAAUCUGUACCCACACUUGAGGAUGAGAAGUCUGCUGUCUCGCUCCUACAGCUCUCACUCUCAUAGCCAAGCAAGAGGUCAACGCAGAGACACCAACCGACCAGCAGAGGGCGCUACACCACGACAGAUGCAGCAUGGUCGUGUCAGAGCCACAGUUGCCCCACUGUCCUCUGCUCUUUCAGCCAAGACAUCCCGCCCCCCUUUGACCCUGAGCCGCUCACGACCUCGUGAGCCCUCCCUCUGCCUGGUGGAUGAUGAGGCAGCUAGCGACCUACUUAAGAUGUCUUGAGGGUUAAAAAGAGAGAGGUUUAAACCAGUUUAAGAACAGUAUGACAGUAUGGUUUUGGUGUAGGUGUAGGUGUGUACACUAAACUGGGCUAAACCAAUGCCACAUUCAUGGAGUUAUUCAUAGUUUAGAAACACUGUACACUGUAAAUAUCUGGGGUUUGUGUGUGUGUAGCUCUGGGUUACAAAGUUUCACACAGUUAGGUUCUCAGUUCACAGCACUUGAUUUUACAUACAUGUGAUUUAGCAAUGUUAGCCUACUCCUCCUUAAAAUGGAAUACAGCAGUUUUGAAGUCCUGCUUCAAAUGUUUAAUGGAGUUUAAUGGAGUUCCAAUACCAAUUUAGCAGUGCGUUUUAGAUCAUUACCUAUCAAAACGAUGUAGGUAAUAUCCAUAAUAUCUCAAUACGCGCACCAUUUAUUUUAUUAUCAGUCCUGAUCAGAUUGUCAGUUCAUGCUGCUGAAACCCAUCUUCGUAACAUGAUACAUUCAAAUUGUACAGUCAGGAUGGUGUUAGAUUCACAUCACACUGCUUACUUAGUAUUUAGGAUAAAACGAUCCAAUGUGGUCUUAACUGGCCUCACAAGAAUUUCUGCUACUUCUGCAGUGGCAUUGUGUAGUUUUAGUUAGUAAGGCAUUUUCCUUGCUACUCUAAUCAACUUUUUAGAAUAAUAUCUUAGAUAGUAGUACUUGAUGAACAUCACCACUACACAUCUACUUAGUAAAAGUGACCGUUUUUGUUGCUGUCACAGUGGCCAUUCUUAUAAGUGCACUUCGAGCAAUGAGUUUAAAGUGAAAUCCCGACCUAGGCAGUG